Molecule: messenger RNA, 2208 nt
Organism: Aureobasidium musti
Lineage: Eukaryota; Fungi; Ascomycota; Dothideomycetes; Dothideales; Saccotheciaceae
Source: the annotation of a GenBank genome assembly
AUGACCAUGCAGCAAAAAGAAAAAGCCCAGGAAGCAUUUCCUGCAACCACCACAAAACGUAAGUCUAGAUACUCUGUAACCUUUGCGUAUAUCAUGGGUGUGUUAACAAAUCAACCAGCUCGCAUGAGUGCAUUUGCCGCAGCCAAAGCAAAGGCAGCAGCAAACCAAAUAGUUUCUGACAAGCCAUUUGAGACGAAUCUGACAGGUACCGACAAUGCUGAUGAGGCCUCUCAUACCAAUGGUCAGAUUAGCUCUGAGAACCCAGGCCUUUCUACUUUGUUAUCCAGUUUCCCUCUAGCGAAGGCUCACGAGCUCGACAGCAAUGCGUCUAGCGACAAUGACGAAAAUGCCAUCGACACUGAUGGAAACUACGCUCGUGCCUAUAACGGAGCUUCUUACAAAGCUGACCAACCCUGUCAACUGUCCAACUUACCAUCGAACGACCUGUGUGUCAUUUCAGACACUCCUGAAAUGCUUAGUCUGAAGCUGCAAGCUGGAGAGACUGCCACUUUUGUUGGAGAGUACGAACUACGCGUCAACUCUGGCCAUAUCAUGAUUUACGGCGCUGUUCUGAGAUCUGGUCCAAAGAAACACCGCGUAUAUGCUCCUACCACCCAUGCCCUACCAGUCGUCACUGCAAAGGGCGGUCCUGCUGAAGUCGACAUCAUUUCGACCAUUCCCUUACUAGGUCCAUUGAGCAAAAUCUCUCCGUUAUGGACAAAGCUUUGGCAUGCCCAGACCUCCAAGGAAGCAAAGGAGACAAAAGAUGAUUCGCGAUCUUUUGCAUUGCUUCGAAGCUCUCUAGACGACUCCUUGAAGCGUGCCGUCACCGCACUCGAAGUAGAGCAAGAUUGUCAAGUCACUCUGAACAGGGUUCUAAGCAGACAAACGGCAACCCAUCCAAGCUCGGUAAUCAUGGUUUCUGGUCCAAAAGGCUCUGGCAAGUCGACCAUCUGCAAAUGGAUCAUCAAUACNUUUUUGACUGCUUCAAAGGCGACGGCAUCCACAUCUUGCUUUUGGUUGGACCUUGAUCCUGGACAGCCUGAAUUCUGGGCACCUGGGCAGAUGUCGUUGGUGCAGAUUCGAUCGCCUGUUCUUGGGCCUAAUUAUACGCAUCCAUCUGGUCAUGUCAGUUCAGCUCACAGAACUAUCCGGUCACAUACUAUUGCUGCCAACUCGCCAAGAGAUGAUGUUGUGCAUUUCCUAGCCUGCGCAAUGGAUCUACGUGACGCCUACUUCCGCGCCUUGGAAGACUUUCCGGGAGCACCACUGAUUCUCAACUGCUCAGGUUGGGUGCUUGGGUCUGCAGUCUCUGCCAUGAUGGAACUUGUACAACAAUUCCCCUUGACCGAUGUAGUGCUCAUGGAACCCAUGGAAAGAGACACAGUCGCAUCCAUCGAAGCCACACUACCAAUGGCCAAAGUCUUGAUGAUCCCGCCCCGCUACAAACCCGCUCAAUCGCGUACAAGCGCCGAACUGCGUGCCAUGCAAGCAAUGUCAUACUUCCACUCUUUGCCCCCAACCAAAGGACUAUCGCAAUGGACAAGCGCCCCGCUGACACAAACCCACCCUUGGCAUGUCAAAUACAAUGGCCCCAACGCCGGCAUCUCCUCCAUCAUGUCGUAUGGCGAAGCGGUGAACCCAGACUUUUUGGCAUCGAUUAUUGAUGGCGUCACGGUGGCAAUCUGCGAGGUCGAGUCUGAUCAAGCAUAUGCAACAGUCCAAUACAGACCCCCUCAUGUCCCCUCUGCCUCAGCAGCGGAGAUGGGCGAAACCAUGACAGAAAGAAUCGGUAGAACGCCAGAAGGAUUACCCUAUCUCCGUGCCGACAACAGCGGGUUAAUCCAACCCUUGGACCCACGCUUUUCUUGCUGCAAAGGAUUGGCCAUUGUCCGUGGCAUCAACGUUGCAAAACAGGAACUUCAACUGAUCACACCAAUGUCGGUCAAGGAGAUUAAAGCUUUGCAAGGGUCUAGGACUGUAUUGGUCAGAGGCAAGUUUGACACGCCUGGGUGGGUGUUCUUGGAGGACACGUAUAGUGGCGAUGCGCAAAAGUUCAAGAAGCAAGAACAGUUCAAUGUCUUGAAGGAUAAGACUAGCAGACCGUAUGUUGCGCAGAGGGAUGCGAGUGAAGCUGGACUGGGACUUGGAGAAAAGNNGAGGGUCAGACACUUGCCGAGGAACUUUGGAGCUAGAAAUGCUGCUUGA